AUGCCUCUCGACGAGAAACCACCCAACCCAUCCCCUGAUACGGAUAGUCUCGUGAAGCGGCUCGCCGGUCCUUCAACCACCAAGGCAGGUCUCGCGAAAGACCAGUCCGAGAUUAAUCGCGUGAUUGCAGAGGCUUCCAAGGGCUCUAAGUUCUAUGAGAAUGAGAAGCGCAAGGAUAAAGACCUCACAGAGCGAAUUGCUCGUAUAUUGAAGCAUCGCGACGAGGUCCUCAAAAUUGAUAGUACAGAACCCGUACAGAUCGCUGACAGCAAACGCAAGUUGGUGAAGCUGGAAUCACAAAGGGAUCUGUCGCAGACGAUCGUGCAUGUUGAUAUGGACGCCUUUUAUGCCAGUGUCGAGCUAUUGGAUGAUCCUUCUCUCGAAGGGAAAGCAUUUGCGUCUUACGAAGCGAGGAAGUAUGGCGUGCGCUCCGGAAUGCCAUCCUUCAUAGCCAAGAAAUUGUGUCCUGACCUAAUCCUCGUGGAGAACCACUUCCAUCGCUAUAUGGAGCUAUCUAAGAAAGUGAUGAACAUAUUCCGGCGGUAUGAUCCCAGCAUGUGCGCUGCGGGCUGCGACGAGGGGUAUCUUAACAUUACUGCCUAUUGCAGAGAUCAACAACUGAUCGCCGAUGAAUGCGUCCGGCAAAUGAGGGAGACUGUCUACCAGGAGACGAAGCUCACCGUCAGUGCGGGCAUCGCGCCCAACAAGAACAAACCGAACGGUCAAUUCACGCUCGAUUUUGAGCCUCGAGCGAUCAAAGCAUUCAUGCGCAAUUUGUCUAUUCGCAAAAUCCCUGGGGUCGGACGUGUCAACGAGCGUCUGCUCGAUUCUAUAGGGAUUAAGACAUGUGGCGACAUCUACACGCAUCGAGUGGUAGUGUCCUUGAUGGACAAGGAGUUUGGCCUCCAGUUCCUUCUGCAGACCUACCUUGGCAUCGCUUCGAACGUGGUCCAGCCUGGGCAACGGGAAGAGCGCAAGAGCAUAGGGGCAGAGCGUACAUUCCACCCUCUCGGGAAUCAAGAUGCCAUCCUAUGCAAACUUGAAGAGGUUGCUGCCGAAUUGGAGAGUGACAUGACAUCAGGAGGCUGGACCGGGAAAACGGUCACGCUGAAAUUCAAAUUAGAUACAUAUCAAGUUUUUACCCGUGCAAAGUCAUUCGACAGGUGGGUAUCCACGAAAAAGGAAGAUCUAUACGCAGUGAAGCUCCUAAUGCCAGAAAUGCCUCUUACAUUGCGACUAAUCGGUCUCAGAGUGACCAAGUUAAAGGACUUGAGGGUUGAAUCUGAAAAGAAGGCGAGUGGCAUUAAAAGAUUCUUCCAAUCUGCCAACGAGACAUCUCCACCUAGAAAGAAGCAACGUGUUGAGACCGAACCCAGCGAUGACGAGGAGCUACGUCUUUCCCAGGAUGGCUUCGAGGAUUCUAUGCCCGGGUUCCAUGAACAUGAUGUCGAUGAAAGCGAGCUAUCCAUGCUGCAAUCGAAUAGUGUGGUGGCUUCUCUGCCUCAACCGACAGAAGACCUGAGUAUGCAGACGUGUCCGAUCUGUGGCAAAUCAAUGCGAACGGACAAUCAAGGCCUCAACGCACAUAUUGACUUCUGCUUGAGCAAAGAUGCCAUCCGCGAGGCUCAGGCGUCCUCUUCCGCACCGUCGCCCAAGAAGUCGAUGAUCAAACCCAAGAGCAAUGCCGCCAGUGGAAGCAAGGGUGUUCGCGGGCGGAAGUAG
Molecule: messenger RNA, 1722 nt
Organism: Postia placenta MAD-698-R-SB12
Lineage: Eukaryota; Fungi; Basidiomycota; Agaricomycetes; Polyporales; Adustoporiaceae
Exons: 14
Coding region: 1-1722 (573 amino acids)
Biological process (GO): error-prone translesion synthesis
Cellular component (GO): nucleus
Molecular function (GO): damaged DNA binding; DNA-directed DNA polymerase activity
Source: RefSeq, a predicted model, not a curated record